AUGACGGUCAACAGCAGGAUUCGACGGCUGACGACGUCGAAGAAGCCUUUGAAUAUGCGCGGACCAAACCAACGAAUCUUUUCAUCAUCACCGAAACCAUCGGUACUCCGCCAUUUUUAUCCCAAGAACAGCCUCGAAUACGAGAAUGCUUCGAUUUCUUCCACUGAGACGUCAGAUAACUUCCUCCAUCCUCUCAUCGAAGUAGGUUCAGCCAUCUAUGACACUCUGCUGUGGAAGAACCCGAUGCACACUCUUCUGCUUGUUUUGACAUCGGACUCUACUUUCUUCCUCGGAAAGGAGGUCGCUAUGCCGAAAUUUGACAUCACAGGAGCUCAGCUGAUAUUCGAUGUAGCCAAAUUCGCUCAAAAAUUGCUCAAUUUCGCUGCAAAUUUUCUCGAAAAGCUGCACAGCGAUCGUUUUCAGUUUGCUGACCUGGAAGGACCGCCAUGUAACAUUUGUUUUCUACUGUUUAGUAAUCUACUGGCUUGCUUUGUCAAUGAUAUUCAACACCUGGAACAUGCCUCGGAAUGUCUCACCCUUGGUGUUCGUAUUUUCAUCACUACCUACUUGUUCCAUCGAUUCCCUCGCCUGCGCAGACGGCUCGACACGUAUGGCUGGUUCUACCGUAACUUGCCAGUGAAAACGUCACGUGAUGGAUCUCCUGUGCUCGUGCCCGGCAGCGAGCCGUCUCUGACAUUGGCCUCAAGAGCGGCAUCACCAAUACCACGGAAGAAUACCUUGAACCCGAACGGCACCACCGGAUUCGCAGUUGAGUGCCUGACCUUCGCAAGACGCACUCUUCCCUGCCCAACCCUCGCCCUGAAGGGUUCGUACGAUGCUUUGAACGAGCAACCCACCACUAAUGUGCAGUGGGCCUUCAGCGGUCAGACAGAGUCGCUUACCGUCGAACCAACCGUCAGUAAUUUUUUCAACCGUCCCAAUCGAUCCAGAGUUUCUCCACUAGUCACAAUGGAGCAGUGGAGUCCUAACCCACCGGCCGAUCCACUGACAUCUGAAUCGACCCCCAGAAUUGAAGAAGACGAUGAGGAAACAACGAAGAACUCCAACGAUGACGAGGAAGAAGCACUGAUCAUUCAUGAAGACCAAAUGAUCGACAACGUACUCGCAUAUCGCAGCUGUGUGAUGAACGACAAAGAGAAGACAUUUCCAAAAGGCAUUUCGUCGGGAAUCCUCUACCUAACCGAAUGCGCACUGAUCUACCGAACAAAAUCGAUGUCAGACGAUCACGCACCUUUAAUCCUGCUUUUCGCUGAUAUCACAUCCAUUAAAAAGAUUCGAUCCCUUCGUACUGUGGGACUUCUCACAGGGACCAGGAAAUCACUCGAAAUAAGAAUGGAGGGCCGGAGGAAGGCGCUACAGUUCAUCGGACUCGCUCAGCGUGACGACUUCUACAAUCGUAUUCAGAUUGUCAGCGGAAAUGACUCAAAUAUUGAAUUUCUCUGA
Ostertagia ostertagi is the source of this 1464-nucleotide messenger RNA. The record is from the annotation of a GenBank genome assembly. Lineage: Eukaryota; Metazoa; Nematoda; Chromadorea; Rhabditida; Trichostrongylidae.